Messenger RNA from Monomorium pharaonis (pharaoh ant), 1362 nucleotides. RefSeq lists its product as uncharacterized. Gene Ontology annotation, biological process: regulation of transcription by RNA polymerase II. The record is from RefSeq and is a predicted model, not a curated record. The transcript has 4 exons. Gene Ontology annotation, cellular component: nucleus; transcription regulator complex. Bases 449 to 1252 code for a protein of 267 amino acids. Lineage: Eukaryota; Metazoa; Arthropoda; Insecta; Hymenoptera; Formicidae.
CGAGGUAAGUCCUCGCGGAUCGGAAAGGAAGGAGGGACUCGAGGUGAGUCCUCGGGUAACGUGUCGCCUCCAAAAACUCCCUGUAUGUUUGAUUGAGAAUAGCCCGUGCCGCUCUGACUUGCUUCCGACGUUCCCGCCUUAUCGAUUGUCGAGAUCGGUUAAGUCAAAGAUAGUUGUUCACUGAAGUGACAACAGUAUAUUAAAUGAAGGAAGCGAACAAAAUAAAACGAUUUUGAGUGAAUGACUUACUACUGGCUGUGCGUGAUCUGAACUCUUAGGCCGAAGGCAGAGAGCGAGACGUAGGUGUCGCAGUCGUAGUCGUAGGGUAAGGCAGAGAAAAACGUAGAGUCGUACAUGUUGAGUGACGUAGAGUAUACUAGUGGUGAAGAAAGUGCAACGGCAGAGAAAAUUUCUUGGAAUAUCUUUGAGUGCUACAAAAAAUAAAAAGAUGUCAGAUCAUUUUGAUUAUUGUAAAACUAUUGCGGAUGUAUCUGACGAAAGCAGUAUAAUUGACUGUGAUAAUGAUUGUGAUCCUACAUGUAUUACUAUUAAAGAAAAGACUGGUGAUGAGCUUCUCAUUGAAUUAUAUAGAGAACGCCCAUUUUUAUAUGAUAAAAGUAACAUUAAUUUUAAGGAUUGUAUAAUGAAACAAAAUGCUUGGAUUGAAAUAUCUAAAAUAAUGAUCCAAACUUGUGGUGACAUGUAUACUCCUUCGUAUUGUCAAAAAAGAUGUAUUUUAAUGAGAGAUCAAUAUAAUAGAGACAAAAGGAAGACUGAAACUGAAUCUAAAAGUGGAAGUGCUGCUACUAAAUCUACUCAAUUUCCUUUCUUUUCUCAGUUAGCAUUUUUAGACAAUGUAAUCAAAAGACGAAAAAGCUACACUAAUUGCACAAAAUCUCAACCGAGUGUAAUUGAUGAAGAUAAUAGUACCGAGUCAGAAAAUGUUGCAAGUGGAUCAAAUAAGGAAAAUGAAAGUGUUAACGAGCAGCACAUUUAUAAUAUUAAAUAUGACAAAAACAAUUAUGCACCAAAGAUGAAAAAACGAAAGAUUGACGAAACAAAAGAAUUAGAACAAACAUUAAUGCAAAUGAGUCAUAGAAUAUCAAAUUAUAUGGAAAAUCAAGUUUCAACAGCAGGUAAUGCUUUCAUAGAAUUUAUAAAAGUGCUAUUUAACAAUAUUCCAGAAAAAGAGAAAAAUAUCAAAAAAAAAAAGAUUAUGGAUAUCCUGACUGCGCCAUUACCAGAAAAGUGAUAUUUUAUUUAAAAAAUGGAAAAUUUUGCGUUUUUUGUAGUACAAUAUAAAUAUAAGUACAUUGCAUUUUUCUAUAAUAAGUUUUUUCAAGAUUUUAUUAAUUACUUUGU